Messenger RNA from Astrephomene gubernaculifera, 700 nucleotides. The record is from the annotation of a GenBank genome assembly. Lineage: Eukaryota; Viridiplantae; Chlorophyta; Chlorophyceae; Chlamydomonadales; Astrephomenaceae.
GGGAAGGGGAGGAGGGUGAGGAGGCGAUGGAGUUGGAUGAGGAGGUGGCGGCGGAGGCGGCAAGAGGAGCAGGAGGCAGGCAGCCGCCAUUGCCGCCCGAUGCAGUCGGACCGCCUCCGCUGCCCGCCGGGCCCCCCUCCAGACGCAAGCCGGACUCUGAGCUCAUGCCGCCGCCGCCACCACCGCCCCUGCCGCCGUCCCCACCGGGCCCGGCGCCACCGCCGCCGCCCGCCGCCGGUAAGCCAUCCGCGGCAGCUGGAGGCAGCGGCAGGACGAGGGGAGGCGAGGGGCAGGGCGGCGAGAAGGAGGAGCUGGAGGAGAGGCGCGGGGCAGCCGGGCCUACGGGGGGUGGUCGGGAGAAGGAGCGGGAGCGAGAGCGGGAGAAGGAGCGGGAUGGCAGGGGCGAUCGUGGGGGGGAGCGCGAACGGGAAAGAGAGCGGGACCGGAGCUCCAAAGACAAGGACAAGGAGCGGGAGAAGGAGCGGGACCGGGAAAGAGAGCGGGAACGCGACAGGGACCGGGAGCGGGACCGGCGCGAGUCCUCACGUCGCGAGCGCGAGUCGGAGCGCGAGGAGGGGGACUUCGAGGAGCGCCGCAAACGAGACAAGCACGAGCGGGAAAGGGAGCGGGAACGGGAUGGAGACAGGGAGCGGGAGCGCGGAGACCGGGGAGAUCGGGAGAAGGACAAGGGGCGUGAGCG